Messenger RNA from Quercus lobata, 1752 nucleotides. RefSeq names its product L-arabinokinase-like. Lineage: Eukaryota; Viridiplantae; Streptophyta; Magnoliopsida; Fagales; Fagaceae. The record is from RefSeq and is a predicted model, not a curated record. Bases 152 to 1441 code for a protein of 429 amino acids. The transcript is spliced from 15 exons.
GGGUUGGGACUCACUCUCAUAACUGAAAGCUCCAAUCCCGCCGACCACUACUUCAACGCUCCUUUCUUUCAUUCUUCCUUCCUUCCACUAUAAACAUGAAAAAAGAAAAGAAAAGAAAAGGGUACAACACUUAGAACAUUGAGAGUUGAGGAUGCAAAUGGAAGAAAUAAGCAUCGCUCACGGGGUCGAGGUGAUCGCACCAAAACGGCAUCUCGUCUUCGCCUACUACGUCAGUGGUCACGGCUUCGGCCACGCCACUCGUGUCGUCGAGGUUGUCCGUCAUCUCAUUCGAGCCGGCCAUGAUGUUCACAUGGUUACAGGCGCUCCUGACUUUGUGUUCACUUCUGAAAUACAAUCACCAAGACUCUUAUUUCGCAAGGUUGUGUUAGACUGUGGAGCAGUUCAAGCAGAUGCUUUGACAGUUGAUCCUAUUGCCUCCUUGGAAAAGUAUUCCCAAAUGUCAGUACUACCCCGGGCAUCAGUUUUAGCAACCGAAGUUCAGUGGCUGAACUCUAUCAAGGCUGACUUAGUGAUUUCAGAUGUUGUUCCUAUUGCAUGCCGAGCAGCUGCAGAUGCUGGAAUUCGUUCUGUUUGCGUCACCAACUUCAGUUGGGAUUUUAUCUAUGCGGAAUAUGUGAUGGUGGCUGGAUCUCACUAUCGAUCAGUCCUUCAACAGAUUGCUGAAGAUUAUUCCCAUAGCGAGUUUGUAAUCCGUCUACCUGGGUACAGCCCAAUGCCUGCAUUUCGUGGUGUUAUUGAUGUACCCCUUGUCGUGAGGAGAUUACACAAAUCUAGAGAAGAGGUGAGGAAAGAUCUUGGAGUUCUGGAUGAUGUGAAGCUAGUAAUUUUUAAUUUUGGUGGCCAGCCAGCUGGUUGGAAGUUGAAGGAGGAGUACUUACCUGCUGGUUGGUUGUGCCUGGUUUGUGGGGCUUCAGACAAUCAGGAGCUUCCCCCUAAUUUCAUAAAGCUUGCAAAAGAUGUUUAUACGCCUGACCUAAUAGCAGCUUCAGAUUGCAUGCUUGGAAAGAUUGGAUAUGGCACAGUCAGUGAAGCCAUGGCAUACAAGUUGCCAUUUAUCUUCAUACGCCGAGAUUAUUUUAAUGAAGAACCAUAUUUGAGAGAAAUGCUUGAGUAUUACCAAGGUGGUGUGGAGAUGGCCAGAAGAGAUAUGCUCAGUGGAUGUUGGAUACCCUACCUUGAACGUGCUGUUAACUUGAAACCGUGCUAUGAGGGAGGUACCAAUGGUGGUGAGCUGGCUGCUCAUAUACUACAAGAUACAGCUGUUGGAAAGAAUUCUGUGUUAGAUAAGACUAAAGUAAGGAGAUUGCAGGAUGUAAUGGUACCUGGGUGUCAACCACAGAAAGUUCCUGGAAAUGAUAUUCUUGUUCCAGAUUGGUAUACUCUUGCAGAAAACAAACUUGGUCUUCAUAAUUUGUUUUGAGGGUUCUUUGCCAGGUGCAAGUUCUGGAUAUCCUGCAAUAUAUUUUGGAAGGAUCUUACCAAGUCCAUGAAAUUUUGGAUAUCUGAAGAUUUGCUGUCAUUCCUCUCCUUAGUUUAGUAUCAUUAGUAAUUAAUUUUAUUUUGUAUAAAAAAUUGCAUAAAGGCAAUAAUUUCUUUGAUGAAGAAAAAUAAGUUUUACUGUAACAAAUUGUCCAUGUUUAUAUGUGAUGCCUCUAGCCAAUAUUUAAUAGACUAAUAGGCAGAAGGUCAUUUUACAAACGGAUAAUGAGAAUCUCUCCAACUUAUGCUUAA